Messenger RNA from Exophiala viscosa, 751 nucleotides. RefSeq lists its product as uncharacterized. The record is from RefSeq and is a predicted model, not a curated record. The transcript has a single exon. Lineage: Eukaryota; Fungi; Ascomycota; Eurotiomycetes; Chaetothyriales; Herpotrichiellaceae. The coding region runs from base 88 to 666 and encodes 192 amino acids.
GAUAUCGGUGACGAUCAACAUUUACGAUGACGUGAGACAUGGGGAUUCUGAGUUUCAGCUUGUACUAUCAGCAAGGCGUUGGACAAGAUGAAUGAGCGAAUGGGACAUGGUGGACGCAGUGCUUCACAAUCAUGGAUUCGGCGUGCAGCAGCUGAGAGCUUGGGAGGUCAAAAGUACUUUCGUCGCAUUGUUCAAAGGGCAAGUGCCUGGGUGGAGGUGUCCUGUAUUAGGCGAUGGUGGCAGUCGACGCGGAAGCACUGUCAAUUGCCCAUUGCGACAGUCUUGAUGCUGUUCGACCGCGUGGUUUGCUAUGCUCCGGUCUUUCCGACAAUGGUACGGCCAUGUCAUCCUCCAGAGCAAGGAAAGGAUGGACCAAUGGUUGCAAGGACGUACAAAAAGUUGACCAUGUCGGGUGGUGUGUCAGAUCCAAAAGUCGACACUUUAGCCCAUGUCAUUGGCAUUCUGUUGCCGUCUGACACAUCCCCCUGGUCAGGAUGCAGCAUAGUGCACGUUUUCGCUGCUGGCCUGAAUGUGCGAUGCGAGAUCCUUCAACAGGGGUACUUUGUUCCAUCGUGCUCAAAUGUCGACUGUAUGAGGCAAGCAGUGUUUCUUCACUUCUCUCAGCCGCAGGAGAAUCCUCUUUGUCCGUGUUUGCAAGCGUUGUGACAUAGUGGUGCUCUCGCUCCCUUUGUUAGGCAUGUUUCCGUGAAGUAGGGCGCAAGAUAUACCAAUCAUGGCGUACCAGCGCACA